GUGCUCCUAGUUUGGAUUGGAGUGGGUGGGUACUAGGACCCUCAAGUCCUUAAGGAAUACCUCCAUGGGGGGGGCGGCAGGGGUGUGGGCCAGGAAAAACCCCUUCCCCAAUCCUGAACUGUGAAAUGCCUUGAGUUGAGUUGGGGGGGCAAUAUUAUGGGAUUCCUCGUAUAUAUUGCCUUCCCCAGGAGAAGGUGAUGGGGUAAAGGACCCUGUUGUUUUCUCCACGUAUUCCUUAGUCAGGGCUGGGGGGCAGGUUGGUGCUCCCCCCCAUCCCUUCGUCCUCAGGCCCAAUGGCGGCUGGGGACAAUGUGACAACAUCUGGGGAUGAAGUUUCGAAACCCCAGUCUUGGGGAAACCCCUAUGAAGAGUGAGGGGGGCAAUCUAGCCUUUCCAUAUGAUUUUCUGGGGGGUUGAGACAGGCAUCCUAGUUCCUUUCCCCAAAACUUCCAGGCUGCAGUCUGGUGCACACUUUCCUGGGGGUGAUCCCCGCUGAGCACAGUGGGAUUAACUCCUGAAUAGACAUGCAUUGAUUACAUAUGAAACCCCUUCCCCACAGAUCCGUGGGUUGGGUUGGAGCACUGCUCCUAUGAGUCUUAUCCUGCAGUUGGUGCUCUGUGUGUGGGCGAAUCCCACAAUGUUGUGAUUUGUAUAGGGUUGAAGUGGAGGGCAGGUGUCUAUCGAUUCCCAUAAUGUGAUUAAUAAUGUGUUGCGGGCUCUUUGUAUGUUUCUCUUUUGUUAUGAGACGCUCUGGGGGUCUAGGGGAUUUGUGUCAUAUCCUUGCUGUAGAACUCCUGAAGUGGAGAUGGGGAAAGUGCAGGGAACACCUACUUCAGUUUCCUAACUGCAGAUUUCCUGGACCAAAGUGAUGUGAUUUGUGUAUGAAACCGAUUUUCAGCACAGUUGUGUGAAACCUCUGCAUUGCCUCUCUUCAGAUUUUGGCAUCUCCCAAUAAUGAAGGCAGAAAUGUUUUGGGAAUCUGUUUUGAUUAUCUUGAUAAUGGCAAUAAUAAAAUGGCAAUCCAGCAGGCGGACAAACUGCUGAAAAAACACAAAGAUCUCCACUGUGCUAAGGUUUUGAAAGCAAUUGGCUUGCAGAGAACUGGGAAACAAGAUGAAGCAUUUACUUUGGCCCAAGAGGUAGCAGCUCUCGAACCCACAGAUGACAAUUCUUUGCAAGCUCUGACUAUCCUUUACCGGGAGAUGCAUCGGCCGGAGCUGGUCACGAAACUCUAUGAGGCAGCUGUGAAGAAAGUCCCCAACAGUGAAGAAUAUCACUCUCAUCUCUUCAUGGCCUAUGCAAGGGUGGGGGAAUACAAGAAGAUGCAACAGGCUGGAAUGGCACUUUAUAAGAUCGUCCCCAAAAACCCUUACUAUUUUUGGUCUGUCAUGAGCUUAAUUAUGCAGUCAAUAUCUGCCCAGGACAAAAAUCUCUCGAAAACCAUGUUUUUACCCCUGGCUGAAAGGAUGGUAGAAAAAAUGGUGAAGGAAGAUAAAAUUGAAGCCGAAGCCGAAGUUGAGCUAUACUACAUGAUUCUAGAACGCCUGGAGAAAUAUCAGGAAGCACUGGAUGUUGUAAGAGGAAAAUUAGGAGAGAAGCUGACCAGUGAGCUCCAGAGUAGAGAGAACAAGUGCAUGGAGAUGUACAAGAAGCUGGACAGGUGGCCGGAAUGCAACGCUCUGUCAAGGAAACUUCUGCUAAAAAACCCAGAUGAUUGGCAGUUCUAUGUGAUCUACUUUGAUUCCAUUUUCCAGCUGAUCGACACAGCGUGGACGCCUUCUGCUGAAGGAGAGCAUUCUCUAGAAGGCGAAGUGCAUCACCGCGUCGAGCAGGCCGUGACUUUCGUGGAGCAAAGGAUAGCAAAAGAAUCCAUCAGUGCCCGCCCACUCCGGGGACCGUACCUAGCCCAGCUGGAGUUGAUCAGGCGCUUGCGGCACAGAGACUGCAGCGAGGAGCACAAGCUGGGUGAUCCAGAAGAACUGAUGUUCCAGUAUUUCAAAAGGUUUGGGGAUAAACCCUGCUGCUUUACUGAUCUCAAGGUGUUUGUAGACCUCCUCCCAUCAACCCAGCAUACAAAGUUCAUCAACCAGUUGCUGGGGGUCAUCCCUCUGUCCGCACCCACCGAAGGCAAACUCACGCUACCAGCUAACAUCAAAGCAUUGCAGCAACACUUGUGCGUCAUGCAGCUGACCAGGCUGCUGGGGCUGUACCACACAAUGGACAAAACACAGAAGCUGGACGCCAUCCGGGACCUGAUGCUGCGGUAUCGUCAUGGGCUGGACUUUGGAAAAUCCUGUUUAAAAACAGAGUUGCAGUUUUCAGACUACUACUGCCUGCUCGCUGCUCACCUGCUUCUCGACAUAUGGCUAGAGGCAGGUGAAGAGCUGGCUGCUUGGCAGUGCUUGACGUUACUAGAAGAAGGGCUGAUGCACAGUCCCUCGAAUGCUCAGUUCAAAUUGCUGCUUAUCCGAAUCUACUGCAUGCUCGGGGCAUUUGAACCGGUUGUGGAGCUCUAUUCCAGCCUCGACGCAAAACACAUACAACACGACACCAUCGGCUACUUGCUGACGCGCUACGCUGCAGCCCUCGGUCACUAUGCCGCUGCGUCACAAUCCUGCAACUUUGCACUCAGGUUUUUCCACUCCAACCAGAAAGAUACCUCAGAAUACAUUAUUCAAGCCUACAAAUAUGGUGCAUUUGAGAAGAUCCCAGAAUUCAUUGCUUUCAGGAACAGGCUAAACUCCUCGCUUCACUUUGCACAAGUCCGCACAGAACGGAUGUUGCUGGACCUCUUACUUGAAGCAAAUAUAACGAUGAGUUUGGAAGAAAGCAUAAAGUCCAUGAGCCUAAGUCCAGAAGAGGUUGACAUUCCCUGGGAUGACCUCCGGGAUAACCGAGACCUCACUGUCUUGUUUAAUUGGGACCCAAAGGACAGGGGCAUUUCUGAAGAGCACAGAAAACUCUCCUUGGAGGAAGAGACCAUCUGGUUGCAGAUUCGAUCUUUGACGUUAAGGCUGAUAAGUGGACUACCAGCUCUUGGCCACAAUGCUCAGCCAAAGAACUCGGAAAAGACUGCCGAGAACGGUGUUUCCUCCAAGAUUGACACAAUACGGGCUCUAUUGCAGCAGCUGGAUGCCUCAGUGAAUUCUGGGAGGCGGUUUCUUGAGCAGAAGAUCCAGUAUCCAGUCCUUGGCCCCCCUCCUUCUCGAAUGGCUGGUUUCUUCAACAGUGGGAGCUGCCAGUGCCAGACCAGCUUGUUUUAUCUUGUUAGUGAAAUUUAUGAACUAGAUACCAAUGGCUUGGAAGAUUCAACAGCCAUUCAAGAGAGAAUAGGGAAUAGCUUUAAAUCAUUACUAGAACAAUUAACAGAUCUGUUCAGUAAAUGCAAAGGUAACUUGAUAGAAGUCAAGGAAGGGAGCUUCCAAACUCACCCACACAUUUUAGAAAACCUGGUCUUCUUUGUUGAGACUAUCUCCAUUGUCCUGUGGGUGUGCAGUUAUUCUGAUGCCGUCCUCCGGCCUUGCAGAUCAAACUUGCAGAAGAAGAAGAAAAAGAAGAAAGAGAGCAUCGUGGCAGUGCCCCCAGUGUUCACCAGCUUCCAGGAGUACGUUUCCGGGCUUCAGACGCUUGCUUCCAAUGUGAUAGACCAUAUCAAAGGGCUUGAAAUGUCUCUGACUACACUUAAACUUGAAGAACUGUCCAUAGAGGACAAUUUACUGUCGCAGAAUUCUCCGCUGCCCCUGGGUCUCCUCUGGAGUCCUCCUCCACUUCCACAUCUGGUCCUGAAUCCUUCUGAGUUCAGUCAGUUGCAAGCUCUGUCAGCAGCCUGUGCUUGCUGUCAGUUGGCAGUGGGCGAGCAGGCUGGCUAUCUGACUCUGACUUGGAGGCGAAGCAGCCUGCAGCAGAUCACGUGUGAGUGAGUAUUUGUCACCGCUCCUUUUUC
This is a messenger RNA of Hemicordylus capensis (graceful crag lizard), 3943 nucleotides long. RefSeq names its product N-alpha-acetyltransferase 25, NatB auxiliary subunit (gene NAA25). Gene Ontology annotation, biological process: N-terminal peptidyl-methionine acetylation. Bases 1014 to 3920 code for a protein of 968 amino acids. The transcript is spliced from 25 exons. Gene Ontology annotation, molecular function: protein binding; protein-N-terminal amino-acid acetyltransferase activity. Gene Ontology annotation, cellular component: NatB complex; cytoplasm. The record is from RefSeq and is a predicted model, not a curated record. Lineage: Eukaryota; Metazoa; Chordata; Lepidosauria; Squamata; Cordylidae.